UCGCUAACCUGCAAAAGCUAGAGAUGCAGACGGCCGUACAAUCAUGAACGAACGGUAAAUCAAAUCCGCUGCGUUGCCAAUGGCGGAAGAGAAGAAUCGAACUCCAAUCAGGAGUUUGAUGUGCUGUUUCUUUUUGAUUAAUGCAGAAUCAUCAUGUUGUUUUAUGAAAAAAUUUUAGGUUAGAAACGAGAAGUUGUAUUUUGAACUCGACGGUUGUCUCUUGAACAAUGGCAGCGUCGGCAAAAACUCUUGCUAUUCCGGAUCAGUCGAAUAAUGGCGACUGGACGGUUGUUUUACCUCGUCGUGGCAGGCAGAGGAAGAAUUUGCCGAAGCUAAGAAAACAAGAAGAUCAGCGGACUUGGUCUCCGUCUGAUCAGGCCAAUGAUACAAUCAGGGAAUCGAAACUGUUGCAUAAGAUGGAAAUCUGUAUUAAGAAAGUUGAGAGCUCCCAAUUUUAUCGAACUCUUGUUGAUGAGCUUGAAAUGAUGCCAGUCUUGGAAUCCUUGAAUAGGGUUUUGGCCUCGGAGUCGAAGAUGGGGAUGGUUUUCUAUGGCGUAGGAAGCAUUGAAAAUUAUGAAAAUCCUCGAUUGCAGCUCAGUCUUGCUAUAUUGUUGAAGAGAAAGUUUAGUUGGAUUGGAAGGUUAGAAGUGUUCGAUCCAAUUCUCUCUGCAAUCGAAUGUCAGGUUAUCGAAUCCUUUGGUUGUUCUGUUCUAUCAGUAAAUGAGCAAGGACGGCGAUGUGCGCAGAAGCCAACAAUGUUCUUCAUGCCCCAUUGCGAGGCAGAGCUGUACAGCAAUCUUUUACAGGAGAAUUGGACGGUGGAGCUGUUGAAUCAUGUUGUGCUGUUUGGAAAUAGCUUUGAGAUCUAUGAGCAGUUUGUAUCUGAAUUCAAGAACUCACCCGUUGUUGAUUCGGCAAAGUACAUCUUGGCCUCUAGAAAAUUCUCACGCGAGAUCAAAAUCAAGACACUUUCAGAUGAAUAUUUUGGUGCUUCAAGUUGGCAUGUUUUCAGCCCUUUUUUACCGACAGAGCUGCAGUUCACAGAUCUUUGAGGACAUUGUCUAGUGCUUGGAAGAACAACCAGCCAUGUAUACUCAAAAUAGAGCUUCAAGGAAUUGCCACAAGUUUGAUCAAAACUUGCUUCCAUUGUUCGUUGGGAAGAUUUAAAAUCCUGAGUACCUUCUUUGGAAGGAGGAAAUGGAUGCCAUAUUUGAUCAUCACAACUACACUGAAAAGGGAAAGGUAAAAGUUUGUCGUCUGCAUUUGAGAAAUAUGCACUGACACUGUGAAAUGUUUAGUUGUCAAAGACAGUGGAAAUCAUGCAAUACCCUCAUGGAAAGAGUUCAAGCUUCUAAUGAGGAAGCGUUUAGUUACUAAAUCUUUCCACAAAUUGAACUUUGAGACAGGGAGCAAAAAUGUGGAAAAAUACUAUGAAAAGAUGCUCUCAUUGCUUGAGGAGAUUAACUUAUAUGUGGAUGAGGAAGCUACCAUGAACCGUUCUACCAAGGACUUAAUGAGGAGAUUGCAGAGAUGAUUGCCAAUCAAGAAGAAAUUCAACCUUGUGAGGAUUUGAUCUUAAGGCUAUCCAUUGGAAGCAUUGAACAGUGGAAUAUCUAACAGCUAAACUGAGCAUUCUGAUGUUACCCAAACUACAGUAAAAGACCUUUCAUUGAUGUUCAAAAUGAUUCCUAGUUCACUAAUGAAUUAA
This is a messenger RNA of Cucurbita moschata (crookneck pumpkin), 1708 nucleotides long. RefSeq names its product protein SENSITIVITY TO RED LIGHT REDUCED 1-like. The transcript is spliced from 3 exons. Gene Ontology annotation, cellular component: cytoplasm; nucleus. The record is from RefSeq and is a predicted model, not a curated record. NCBI's taxonomy places the organism in Eukaryota, Viridiplantae, Streptophyta, Magnoliopsida, Cucurbitales, Cucurbitaceae. The coding region runs from base 228 to 1052 and encodes 274 amino acids. Gene Ontology annotation, biological process: microtubule-based process.